Fonsecaea nubica is the source of this 1608-nucleotide messenger RNA. RefSeq lists its product as hypothetical. Gene Ontology annotation, cellular component: endoplasmic reticulum membrane. Lineage: Eukaryota; Fungi; Ascomycota; Eurotiomycetes; Chaetothyriales; Herpotrichiellaceae. The record is from RefSeq and is a predicted model, not a curated record. Gene Ontology annotation, molecular function: sphingosine-1-phosphate phosphatase activity. The coding region runs from base 1 to 1608 and encodes 535 amino acids. The transcript has 3 exons.
AUGAACAAGGAGAAAGAUAGGCCAGAUGCCGGGUUGAGGUCGCUCGAUCACUACAAGAUCAGACUGCCACGAUGGCGCUACCUAUUCAGAGAACAACUCCUCCCUGUCGUGCGCUGGGAGACUCCCUACGUCGCCUGGCUACAAGACACCCUACGAACCCCCGCCUUUGAUACAUACUUUGCAACGUCGGCAAACCUGGGAACACACACAUUCUUCAUGGUCAUGUUGCCUAUUUUAUUCUGGUGUGGGAACACAAAUCUGGGACGAGGGAUGGUCCACGUCCUGGCGUCGGGAGUUUUCUUCAGCGGGUUUCUGAAAGAUCUCCUCUGCCUACCCCGACCACUUUCUCCGCCACUGACUCGAAUCACCAUGUCUGGGUCUGCUGCACUCGAGUACGGUUUCCCUUCCACGCACUCAACCAACGCAGUCUCGGUUGCUGUUUACUCACUUUACCUCCUACGGCAAGAGACGAACGACCUGGAUACGAACCUCAAACUCGGGCUCCAGAUUCUGGCUUACUUCUACGCUGUUUCUAUUGUGCUUGGUCGGCUAUACUGUGGAAUGCAUGGCUUCUUUGACGUCAUUUGGGGAAGCAUUCUCGGUGCUCUGAUAGCUCUUGUUCAAUGCCUCUAUGGCGAGGCCUUUGAUGACUGGCUCCACGGCGGCGACUUGAAACGAGUCGUGCUUGUCGUUUUGAUCAUUUUGGUCCUGGUUCGCAUCCACCCCGAACCCGCAGAUGACUGUCCUUGUUUCGAUGACAGCGUUUCAUUUGCUGGUGUCAUGAUUGGCUGUGAGUACGGUGUUUGGCACUUUGCUCGCACCUCCUAUGCCUGGUCAAACCCCACUAGAGGCACUAUCCCAUUUGAUCUCGAAAAGAUGGGCUGGGUUAUGACAUUAGCCCGCAUUUUGCUUGGAGUGCUUGUGAUUUUUGCAUGGAGGGGCAUCAUGAAGCCGACCCUUUUAAGGAUACUUCCACCAAUAUUCCGUGUGAUUGAACAGCUGGGACUCACUUUACCACGACGAUUUUUCAAACCGGCCUCGGAGUACGAGACCAUUCCACGGCAGCCCAAUGACGACGACAUCAUUCCGCCCGCGCGGGAUAUUCCCCAUCUGUUGUCAUCCUUUCGACGCAGAAGAGCCAUCUCGGUCGGGCCUCAGUCCGAAGCAGAUGCGUACGAAACACUGGCGUACCGUGAAAAGAGGAGGAGGGAUAGCAAAAAUGCUCUGGAGGCACUGACACCAGCACUGGAAGGCUCGCCUUCAUCCUCGCCCUCUCCUGACCCUGGAUACUUCCAGGGCAAUGAGACUGUCUCGGGAAGGAAAAGAUCUAGCAGCUUGGAGAUGUUCCGCGCACAGAUGGGCACAGGCAUGGAAGGGCUGUCGCCAAUUCCUGUGAUUGCGCCCGCAGAUGGCAAAAUGCGCACUCCGGAGGAAGAUCAGGCAAUGGAUGAAUUGCAGGAACGACAGAUAUUCUUGACCAUACAGAAACCUCGAGUCAGGUAUGAUGUGGAAGUGGUGACCAAACUUAUCGUGUACUCGGGGAUCGCUUGGCUGGCCGUUGAGGGAGUCCCGGUCCUUUUCAAGUAUCUCGGACUGAGCGUACUUUGA